Molecule: messenger RNA, 5040 nt
Organism: Abrus precatorius (Indian licorice)
Lineage: Eukaryota; Viridiplantae; Streptophyta; Magnoliopsida; Fabales; Fabaceae
Exons: 4
Coding region: 409-4518 (1369 amino acids)
Source: RefSeq, a predicted model, not a curated record
GCGUAUAAACACAAACCCUAGUUUUAUCUCUCUAGAAUCGUAGAGAGAGAGAGAGAGAGAUUCCUUUUUAUCUCUUUCUCGCUCCUUCGUUGUUUCCUACUUUCGUUUCGUGGAAGUUGCAGAGCUUGACCCCAAACCCCUUUUCUUUUCCCCUUUCCUUUUCCCACAACCUAUAAGGUUCCCGCCACUUCUUUCUUGUCUUUAUCUUGGAUGUGAGAGUAAGGCUACGGUUGUUUUUACUAGGAAAGGAGAAGCGUUGUAGAUGGACUUGUCUACCAAUGAUUAGUUCAGUGAAGAGUUUUUUUAGCCUACUUCAAUAAUUUUGUUGAGGAAUUGCUAUUGAAUCGUAAUAACUGAAGUUUUAGAAGAAGGGUUUGACUUUUGAGCUUUUUAGCAGACUUUGGAAUCAUGCCUGUUUCAGGACAUGAAGAGACCGGGGUAAAGUCCUUUGCUGGGCAAUUUAGUGGUUUAGUUGCAGGUGUGCCAAUCAAGAAAAGGAGGUUCCCUUCGUUUCAGCCUUCUUCACCAGUGUCUGAGGAACCUUGUUCACUCACUGAAGAAACUGAGUUACCACGUAAAGAAAACUCAAGCACUUCUCAAGGAUCAACUUUAUCAAAUGUUAGUAUUGCAGGUGCACCAAUCAAGAAAAGAAGGUUCCCAUUUCUUCAGGUUUCUUCAUCUUCUUUGGAAGAGACUUCACGUCCAGAAGAAAGCGAUGCCUUGCGAAAGGAACAUUCAAGCACAUCUCAGGGUUCAACUCUUUCUACCAGUUCUUCUGGUUUAUCUGAUGUUUAUGGAAACCCUACACUUGAUGAAAAGAAAGCAAAUACUGACGUUACCAAUGCUAACAUGGUGCAAAGCAAGUCUUGCUUACUUAUACCCAAAGUUGAGGAACCAAACCUUGGAACUCAAACACGAACUUUGGAUGUCAUGGGUAGCAAAGAGAAGGUGAUAGUUAGUGAAGAUAACAGUAAAAGAUUGGAAUCCCAAACACUCAAGGGGAAUCCUGAACUCUUGUUGGCUGCAAAGGAAGGACUUGGACUUAGCAUUGGGGCAGAUGCGAGCAAACAAAAUGUCCAAAAUAUUUGUAAACAAGAGAAUCUUGCAGUUCCAGAAAGUACUAGUUUAUCUUUAAGCUUAAAGGAGCACCUUUUUCCAACUGUUUCAAGUAUGGAGAUUGAUGAGAGUCACCCAAAAUUUGAGAAAGCAGAGUCUGUCUCAUUGGAAUUAUCUUUAAGCAAGGAAGAUUGCAGUACUAGUUUGAAUACUGAUACUAAAAUUGAUAGUGAUACAACUCAUGUUCACGCUAACAGGGCAAAUUGGGAUCUGAAUACUACAAUGGAUGCAUGGGAAGAAUCUGAAGCUGAAGCUGGCUCAAGUAAAAAUUCUAUUGAUGGGCUGAAAAUUGCUGGCAGUUCACUUGAAGAAGAACAGUUAAUGUGCUCAACAGGGAUGAUGCCACCAAGUGUUGUGUCUGUAAAACAAGUGUGUGAAGAGAGUCAGAACAAAGCUUUCAUUGUUCCAUCUGGACUGUGUGUACAGCAGUAUAAAGUUAUAGACCCACGAAAUCUGUCAUUAAGAUCUUUUAGAUUACCUGUCAAAUUGAAUUCUGGGAGUGCUAUUCCCAGUGCAAGCUUGUCAAGUGUGGUAUCUACUGCUGGUGAUGUGAAUACUUCUAGUUUUAGGUCGGUAAAACCAGAACCAUUUGAUGAGAACUCGAAAAAGGAUUUGAAGGAAGCUAAUAUCCGUCCUGUUGGUUCGAUUGAUAGUGUGUCUGUUAAACAAGAACUUGUUCAGCAUUCGAAUUCCAAUGUCAAGCCUUCAAAGUUGCCAAAUUUUAGCAAUCUAAACAAAGAUGAUCAUCCUACAUUGAUUAAAUCAGAACCAGGUCAUGAGGCUAAUCAAGAAAGAUCUAAUGCAGCAGCAAGUAAAAUGGAUCUGUUGGAUAAAGGAUUGCCACGAGGGUCAGAUAAUUGUUCUUCUUCCAGCACAGUGCCAGUUACGAUGGAGACCUCACCAAUUUCUGCUGAGGCAGCUUGUCCUCCAAUUGAACCUAUGUGUACAUCAGAGUUGCGUACAACUAAAAAUAUAGUAAGUCAGGUUGAAAAUUGUACUCCGACGGAUGGGGUCAAUAUUGAUAAAGUUUGUCAUGGAGCUUGUUUAAAUGCUGAGCAGGUACCUCUAGAAACAGUUUCUGUACAGGUUGAUGGUGGUACAGAGUUGAAUGAUCCUGGCCUAGGAAAUUCUUCUGUUAUUACCAAGGAAGAAAGCGCUGCUGAUCAAGAUGUUUGCAGAAUGAAACAGAUGAAUGAGCACCCAUCUGAUCAACCAGACAGUGCUGAAGUCUGUGUAAGUGAUGAAGAAAAGAUAACCCUAUCACCUGAUAUGUUGGAGGAUGAUUCUUAUGAUUCUGAUUACGAUUCAGAUGAGAAUCGUGCUGUAACUAUUGCUGUGGAUACUGAGCGGUAUAUUGAAGAUGAUGAUUAUGAAGAUGGUGAGGUUCGGGAACCGUUGGAUCCUUCCACAGUGGAGGACACUAUAUGUGAGGUAAGAGAAGUAGAACAUCCUGACCCUAGUACUUAUGAAAAUAAACUGAUGGAAAAAGGGGAGGUGACUGGUGAUUGUCCCACUUCAUCUCAUGUGGAAAAUGAAAAUAAGACUACAGUCCAGAGUGAAGCAAGUAGCGAAGAUGGUCUGGACAUUGAAAUGCAUGAGAAGGCCAGUAAGGUCAUUGAUAAAAGUGUGUGUGUGCAAGAGUCAAUGGACGAUGAAAAGUCCACCAUUCCUGCUGAUGGGAAGAAGCCUGUUAAUGUUUUGCAAAAGAAGGCCCUAGAUCUUUCAGAGAGAAAACAUGUGUCCGAAGCUGUGGACACUGAAUCCCCUUCCAACCAGGCCACUAAUGGAAGCCAUGGGGUAGAUGUUAAAUGUGUUGAUGAGGUUGUCAAAACAACUGACAUAGUUAAACAAACGGACUUAGUUUUGCCAAAGAUGGAAGUGUCUGCAAAUGCUGAUGAUGCAAACAAAGAUGUUGGUAGUGGUAAUCAAGGGAGAAUCAUAGAUCUGUCUCGAGCUGCUAGUUCUUCAUCCCCUAGUAAAACUAGGCCUAUUUCAGGCAGGUCACUGUCUUCACGAGCUGGAAGAGAUGUACUUUCUGAGACACUUGACGGUGAUAAAUUACACAGAGGAAGAGAUGAAGUUUACAUUGAUGGCCCUCACAAAUUUUCAAGAGAAAGACAUCAAGAUAUGUCCCCUAGGAACUCUAGAUUGAACUUUGUGCGAGGUAGAGGAAGACUUAGUAGUAGAUUAGACUCACUUCGAAGUGAAUGGGAAUCUGACCGUGAAUUUUCUGGAGAAUUUUAUAAUGGUCCAAGUCAGUUUCGCGGGCCAAGGCCUAAAUAUGCUUCCACUAUUGCUGACACGGAGCUGGAGUACAAUAAUGUUGAUGGCUCAUACGUUGGUAAUGGUAGAUUGGGCAGAAAGCCCUUGAAUGAUGGCUCUUACAUUCCACCAAGGAGGAGGUCACCAGGAGGAAGAGAUGGCAUCCAAAUGGGUCAUAGAAAUCCAAGAAACAUUAGUCCAAAUAGAUGUAUGGGAGAUGGUUCAGACUUAGUUGGUGUGAGGCAUAGUGAGAAAUUUAUGAGAGGUUUUCCUGAGGACAACCUAGAUUCUAUGUUCACCCGUCCCCAAUCAUUUGAGGGACUGGAUGGUCGGUUUACAAGAGGAAGUAGGAAUUUUUCUUCCAUGCAGAGAAGGGGUCUUCCCCGAAUUCGUUCCAAGUCACCGAUCAGAUCUCGCAGUCGCUCACCCGGUCCUUGGUCAUCUCCGAGGAGGAGGUCUCCCAGAAGAAGAUCACCUGAAGGUUUUGGUGGACAUCCAGAAAUAACCCAUAGAAGAUCACCAUUAUACAGGGUGGACAGAAUGAGGUCCCCUGAUCGCCCUGUUUUCCCCACGGAGAGAGUGGUGAGGAGGCAUGGCUCCCCUUCAUUUAUGUCACGACCUUCUAAUGACAUAAGGGACAUUGAUUCUGCUGCAAGGGACCAUGGUCAUCCAAGGUCCGGUCGAAUUUUAAUCAGAAACAGGAGGUUUGAUGUUGUAGAUCCCCGCGAUCGUGCAGAAAAUGAUGAUGACUACUUUGGGGGUCCCAUGCAUUCUGGUAGGUUGCUUGAGCUUAAUGGUGAAGGAAAUGGUGAGGAGAGGAGGAGGUUUGGUGAGAGACGAGGCCCUGUGCGCUCAUUCAGGCCUCCUUAUAAUGCAAAUGUUGGUGAGAACUUUCACCUUAAUACUGAAGAUGGACCCAGACAUUAUAGAUUCUGUUCUGAUGAUUCAGAUUUUCAUGAAAGAGGGAACAACUUGAGGGAUAGGGACUUCGACAGACGAAUUAAGGGUAGGCCAGGAAAUGUGCCUCCUAGAAGAACCAGAAAUAUGGAUGAGCAGGAAGAGAAUUUCAGGCAUGGUGGACAAGUUUGGAGUGAUGACAGUUUUGAUGAUAUUUCACGAGUGAAGAGGAAAAGGUUUUGAUUUUCCCCUAAUCUAUAUAUACAAGUCUCCUGCUCGAGAUUGGAGAGGGAGAGAGGAGGAUGGUCAUGGAAUUUAUAUUUUGCAGGUUUUUCACCUACAGAAUUAGAUUAGAUUAUAAUUAUAAUAAUAUUAAUCCUUUAAUGGUCUUUUUCCUUACUUGACUAGCUUUAGCGUUAAGCCCAUUGAAAUGGCUGAAAUGAAAGCAGUGAUUGUAAAAGAAUGCAUCAAGUGUAGCCAGGUUGUAGAGGAAGGAAGUAGUUCUUAAAUGAAGGAAGGUGGUUGCUCUCACCAAAUAAUUUUAGUUGGGACAAAGUCCAUUCAAGAAUUCAAUGAUGGCCGCCAUAACAUGCUCUUGUCGUGUUAAAUAAUUUACUCCAGUGACGCUAUUCAAUGAUGCACAGACAUUAAGGUAAAUUAAACGUAUUAAAUUAAAGUGGUAUAAAAAAACAAGUAUAUUAUUAAAUGAAGAAAAAUUACGUAUUGUAUGGAUGAAAUAAAACCAAAACGUUUAUUUAUUUUUGU